Molecule: messenger RNA, 334 nt
Organism: Acanthoscelides obtectus
Lineage: Eukaryota; Metazoa; Arthropoda; Insecta; Coleoptera; Chrysomelidae
Source: the annotation of a GenBank genome assembly
GGAAGAUUUCUUAAACCAAACCGGACAAACAAACGGCGACUUGCGGACAACGCAGUGAGUGUGCGUGCGUGCGGUGUGCGAUGAAGGGCUCGCUGAUGCCGUCCAAACAAAGUUGCUUUUAUUGAUCUUAGACAUGUAUGUAAGUAGCUCAACAAAUAUUUUAUUGAAACUGGAUACAUGCUGCAGUGCAGAGCCCUUCUGAAACCGAAUUUCCUUGUGACAACUGAAGACCGAGCGGGGGCUAGGAUACCUCUAGGGGGGCGCAUAUCUCCAGGAUUUAGGUCUAACAUGCUAUCAAUUAAGCUACAGUAGCAGUGGGGGCAGGUACAAUGGC